Messenger RNA from Oreochromis aureus, 5970 nucleotides. Its product is annotated as solute carrier family 22 member 6-B. Lineage: Eukaryota; Metazoa; Chordata; Actinopteri; Cichliformes; Cichlidae. Bases 629 to 2248 code for a protein of 539 amino acids. The record is from RefSeq and is a predicted model, not a curated record. Gene Ontology annotation, biological process: transmembrane transport. Gene Ontology annotation, molecular function: transmembrane transporter activity. The transcript has 10 exons. Gene Ontology annotation, cellular component: membrane.
UGAAGAGCUUUAAAUCCGGUAAUCUGUGAAAUCACUGCGCCUCAGUGGUGGCCCGUGAUUCUUACAUUGAGUUGUUUUUUUGUUUGUUUUUUUUUACAUAUGAGAUGUGGUAGCGAUGCUAUGGCCCUUCCCCUAUAAGUAACGGAUACGUAACACCACACGCGCUCCCCGCUGCCAUAAUGUGCACAUUUUGCACUGAGUGGAAAACAACACUGGCGUUUUGUUGGGUGCGCGAUUUUACUCCCUGUGCAAUGUUUACAACGGAAGACUGAUUGUAGAUUUUUUAAAUUUAAUUUGAUGCACUUGUUACUUGGUUUGAGACUGAAAAACUUUAUCCGCGCGUCUCACCUUGGAGCAUUUUAAUCGAUCUCUGUGAAGCCUCAUCUGCAGACACUCGCUGCCCGUGAGGUGAGAGUGUGUUUAGGGAGAGGAUACCUUCUUCAGCUCGUUUCAGUAAUUGUUAAACAACUUCACUCGGACUGACCACGGCAGCACAUGGGAAUUUAUCUUGUUUGUCUCCAUACCACCGCAAACACCGCCUCAGUAUCUGGUCGGUAUUUACAACCAUCUUCCGCCUCCAUCUCCCGGCUCAUCCACUCCAUUGGAGCCAGUUUGACCUACAUUUGAAAUGAAUUUCGAUCAGAUCCUCUCUGCCAUUGGAGGCUUUGGUAGAUACCAGAAAAUUCUCUACAUAUGGAUAUGUCUACCUCAGGUCCUCCUCGCCUUCCACAUGCUGGUGAGCAUCUUCACCGGAGCCACGCCGCCUCAUCAGUGCCGCGAGGGCUCGAGUCCAGCAGCGGGAAAUCAGUCCCUGUAUUCAGCCACCCUGAACUUCAGCCUCUCCAACUCCUCCUGCUUCUCCCAGGAUGUCGUGCUGCUGGGCAAUGGCACUCAGCGCGUGCCGUGCGGUGACGGAUGGGUCUACAGCAGGGAGACUUUUGAGAGCACCAUCGUCACCGAGUGGGACCUGGUGUGCAGCAAAGCUGUGUUCAACAACAUUGGAUCAUCUAUCUACAUGUUUGGCCUGCUGGUGGGAUCGGUGGUGUUUGGAGCCAUGGCUGACAGGUAUGGCCGACGCUUCGUCCUGCUGCUGUCCCUCGCUCUCCAGACUGUGUUCGGUGUCACUGUGGCUUUUGCACCCAACUUCCCGGUCUAUGUGAUUCUUCGCUUUGUAGUUGGCACAACAAUAUCUGGUGUCAUCAUCAAUGCUUUUGUACUUGGUACUGAGUGGACAUGCACCAAGAGACGCAUGCUGGCUGGUAUCAUCACCGACUAUGCCUAUGGCCUGGGUUAUAUGCUGCUAGCAGGAGUAGCAUAUCUUAUAAGAGACUGGAGAAAGCUGCAACUAGCUAUAUCAGCCCCGGGCUUCCUGCUUAGCUUCUAUAUAUGGGUGCUUCCCCAUUCUGCCAGAUGGUUGUUGGCCAACAACAGGAGAGAGGAGGCCAUUGCGCUCCUUCGCAAGGCAGCACUGGUUAAUGGUCGUGUCUUACCUCCCACCGUACAGGUUGAGAAGUGUGAGAUAUCGGUUGAGGCGAAGAGAAGUCACUCGGCUGUCGAUCUGGUACGCACGCCUCAGAUGAGGAAAAGAUCUCUGAUCCUGUUCUACGUUUGGUUUGUGAAUGUGCUGGUCUAUUACGGUCUCUCACUGGGCGUGUCCAGGUUGGGGACAGACCUCUACCUGACCCAGUUCGUGUUCGGGCUGGUUGAGAUCCCCGCUCGUUCUCUGGUCCUCGUCGUGCUGCCCUUUAGCCGUCGACUCACUCAGAGUGGCUUCCUGGCAAUCGGAGGCCUUGCCUGUCUGCUCAUGCUUGCAGUGCCUGCAGAUCAUCCUAAUCUCCUGAGUGGUCUCGCCAUGGUAGGGAAGUUUGGCAUAGCGGCGUCGUUUGCUGUGAUCUAUGUCUACACUGCUGAGAUAUUCCCCACGGUGCUUCGGCAAACAGGAAUAGGCGUAUCCUGUAUGUUUGCAAGGAUGGGUGGUGUACUGGCACCCAUUAUCAACAUGCUGCAUAACCACAGCCCAGCCACACCCCUCGCCAUCUUCGGCAUCUCUCCGCUUCUGGGAGCUGUCCUAGCCCUGGCCCUUCCUGAAACUGCCGACAGACCUCUUCCAGACACAGUGGAGGAUGCAGAGAACUGGGAUGUUAGGACACCUCCAACCGAGGAAAACCCAGAGAUCUGUGAAGAUGAUAGCCAAUCAGGACGCAGCACAGAGAAGCUGGAGUUAUGCAAUCUGGCAAGCCGCACCUAAUGCACAGCCUCAGCUUUGAUGCCAGAAAUACUACUUUUCACAAAAUCCUCUAUGCAAUUACACGUCAGGUGUUUGAUUGUGAGCAGAACAUAUUUCAAAUGGAAACAAAAAAAAAAGCACCAAACAGUCAGAAAUAUCUGUGUUUUACAAUCUUGUAAAUCCAUCAGAGAUUUACACCUUUUACUUGAGGUUUGAAUGUGGGUAGGCAGAAUAAUAGCUCCUAUUAGGAUUUUGCAUAUGUGUAUAUAUUCAUCCAUACAUGAGAGCACUCAUACAUCACUUCCCUGCCACCAGACCGUUUGCACCGCCUUUUGGGUGAAAACAAUCAGUGUAAAAGUGUUUGAAAAGUGAGUCACACCCUCUUGAAAAGUUGCUGAAUCCUGUGUUUAUAGACCGCCCUUCAUUUAAUCAUUAGUAAUUGUUCAUCUCUGGCUCACCCCCAGUCAGUUAGGGCAGAUGGCCCCGCCCCUCCCUGAGCCUGGUUCUUCCGGAGCUUUCUUCCUGUUAAAACGGAGUUUUUUCUUCCCACUGUUGCCAAGUGCUUGCUCACAGGGGGUCACUGGAUUGUGGGGUUUUCAGUCUAUUAUUGUAGGUCUUUACAUUAAUGUAAAACCGAACUGAAUUGUUCUGUAAUUAUGUAUUUCAUUUAAGUCAAAUUUAAAGAGUAAAAACUCACAUUUGUUAAAUCUGCCAAUUUAAUAAUAACUCUAUAGCAACAAUGAAACGUAGCAAAAAUUAAUUAGUAAGUCAGCUAACAGCUUGUCAGACAUGGCUACAGCAAGCUAAAGCGACUUCCUCUCUCCUUCUGCGACACUCGUUAACUCCAGAAUCUUCUUGUAGAGCCACAUGUAUUAACUUGAAGUAAUAGUUCUCUGUAUGACAUCUGUCUUACAGCGUUGUUUCAGUUUAUUGAGGGUUUUUUUUUUCAGGCAUUUGUUUAUACACAGCUCUCUUAAGCACCUGCAGCAGCAUUUCUUGACUUUGACGGGACCAUUGUAACGCCUGGAUUCUCUUCAUGUUCAGCCAUUCUGUUCCUGCUGUGCUGUUACAUGACCAUAUUUGGGUCAAGCGUUAGCUGACGGACAGAUAGUCACACAUUUGACUUUAGAUCAGUGUGUGUGUGUGUACAGAGGAGUUCAUGGUCGAGUCAGUCACUGAAAGAUGCUUAGGUCAUAUGGCCAACAAGAAGCCUGAAUCAUCACCCAUCCACUACUGUGCUUCACAGCUGAUAUGAGCUGUUAGUGCUGAUAUGCUAAGUUGGGUUUUUGCCAAAAGACAUUCUUCAGAAGUGUUGUGGUUUGUUCAGACCUAAGCAGUGGUGCCAUGUUCUUUUUAGAGAGGAGAUGUUCUCCUGGUAGCUCCUCACAAGCAAGCGACUUUUUCUGUCUUUUUCUAAUUGUACUGUCGGGAACUUUAACAUUUCACAUGCUAACUGAAGUGUUUAGAGUCUGAGAUGUAGCUCACGUAGCUGGUCUGACCUUGGGGUGUCCACUCCUCUAAAGAUUGGGUAUGAAUGCACCAGACCAUCAAACAUCUGCUUUUAUAGAAGUGGUCACGCUUGUUGUUAGUCAGUUAAAUAAACUGUGUUCUGUUAUCCUCUUAAUUGCUUUGGAAGCAGUAAAGUAAAAGAAGUCCAGUGAAAACUUUCUGUUUCACGUGACUGUAACGGUGCUGAUUGUUGAUCUGGACAUAGGCCCACUGUGUGCUGCGUGCUAUAAAUUAGCAAAGAUCUUGGGACUGUGUUUCGCACCACUUAAAAUGAGGUAUUGUUUUCACUCAAGAUGGGUGUGCGGUUGCUGUUCAGGGCGAAAUCCCUGGACGUGCUGCUCUUAUGAUUGGGGGGGAUCAAACGCACAACUAAACGCGAUUUAAAGACUGGAGAAGAAGACUAGCAAACUGCCAAAUGCAGCACACCUAUUCUCCAAACGUUUUUACUGCAUUUUGUUCAAAGAAACGUGUUUGAUAUUUUUGUAUGAAAGUGUUUUUGUUUUGGGCAUAUGUUGGUUGUAGCACAAAUUUAUAUUGCAAGCAACUGCGUCAUCCUCGUCUCAAGCCAAGAAAAAUGAAACUAGUCAAGUGAGACUGCAUGCACUAAUGAAGCCUUUUGGUUAGACUGCUGUAUUUAAUAGUUUUGGGUGAAAAAAAAGAUUUGACUGUUAUCAGCAUGUGGAAGAAUAUUUGAUUGCAGCAUUGUUGUUGUUGUUGUUGUUGUUGUUGUUGUUUUUAGAUUUGUUCUUCUUUUAUGAUUGUCCAAUACAAAUGGACUGCAGCAUGUAUCAAUGAUAACACUCAAUGAGUCUUCACAAGCAAUCAAGGGCUGUUAUUGUUAUGAAUUAUAGAAGAAAUUCGAUUCAUGUAUCGGAUGCACUUGAACGUGCAAUAUGAUGCCAUACAGUGCUGUGAAGUAUUUGUGCCCCUUCAUGAUUUUAUUUUUACACAUUUAAUGAAAUCAUCAUUUAAAAACUGCAUUUUGCAUUCACUCUGGUUAUCUUUGUCUAAUAUUACAAUUAGUUUAAUGAUCUGAAACAUUGUGACAGAUGAGCAAAAAGAAAAGAGGGAAUCAGGAAGCGGGCAAAUGCUUUUUCACAACACCGUAUGUUUGUGCUGUUACUCAGGCACAAGCAUCUCCAACUGUAAAAUGUAAAUAGAAAUAAAAUGCAAUGAUUUGCAAACCUCAUAAUCCCACAUUUGAUUCACAGUAGAAUAUGGAAACAAUAUGAAACAUUUAAACUCAGAAAAAAAUUAUUCUAGCUGCUCAUCCGUCCUGAGUCUUUAUAUGUUGAUCUCUUCAUGAUGUGCCAAAUGCUUUCUGUUGGUGGAAGGUCUGGACUGCAGGUUAAAUUCCAAGAAAAAAACGGAAAAAAAUCAACGUUUUUUACAUUAAAAUGGCAAAUUUAUGAGAAAAAUGGCAAAUUUGCCAGGAAUAACACUAAUAAUAACCUUUUUCUUAGAUGACCUAAUUUAAUUAUACUUUUCAAUUGGACUUUGCAAUAAAGAAAUCCUUGUGAUUUAAGUUCAGAAUCACCACAUUUUCAAAAGCGUCUGAGCUUCAAAGAGUCAUUGUCGUGAGCUGCUAUUCUACAGAAGACACACUGAUUUGAAUGAGGUAACAGCCUGUGUGUGAAGUACUACAGCGCAAUUGAUAUCUUGAGGACUUGUGGUACAUCAGGACGCAAUCCAACAGAUUAUUAAAGUAUUCAAUCCUCAUGCUUUGAAGCUUUGAAGCGUCUUAAGCACUGUAGGCUCAAUGUUCUCUCUCAGAUUUGCCACUUUAAUGUCAAAAAUCUUGAGUUUUUUGUCAAAAUUUUAUACCCACCCUGCUUUUUUAUUUUGGGCCCUCAUAUGUAUGUAUAUGCCAUUCAGCACUAAUGGUGCCUUUUCGGAUGUGUAAGCUGCCAAUUGCACAGACCGUGAUGCACUCACACACUGUGAAAGAUGCAGGAUUUAUCCGGGAGGACACGACGCUCAUGUUUUCCAAAAGGAAUUUCACAUUUCUGACCACAGAGCAGUUUUCCAAUUCCUCCGGUCCAUUUUGGGCCGACAGAAGACGCCAUCAUUUCUUUAUCAUGUUCCUGUAUGACUUAAUAUUUUUGUGACCUUCCAUUAAUUUUUUUAAAAAGAAACACUUGAUAUUAUUUCUAUGUUCCAUUGUGUUCCAUUGUGAAAACAAUUUGUUGUAAAAAUUUGUGUAGAUUAAAAAAAAAAAAAAAAUCUAAAUUCCU